AUGAAUGGGGCUCUGAUUUUUCUUCUAUUUGUAUGUUUAAUUAAUUUGUGUGCUGGUUAUGAAUUGGAAAAUUCAAAUCAUUUUACAAUUCAUUCCACUUUUCUUACGUUUGGUCGAGAUUAUUCAGUCAUAACAGAUGAAAAGAACGACAAUAGUACAAACUAUAAUAUUCGUUAUAAAUGGGCAGAAAAUGCUGGCAAAACGUUGACAAUCGAAAAUAAUAAACAAGAAGUGAUCUAUGAAAUGCGACAUCGCCUUCUGCAUUAUCGCGCACAUUGGGAUAUCACAAAUGAAAAUGGUAAACUUGUUGGCGAAUUCAAACACAAAUUUUCAGCAUUGCAUCACAAUUUCGAUAUCAUUACACCCAGUGGAACGUACAAUGUUCGAAGUGAAUCUCUGUUGUCACAUGAAUUCAAGAUGACAAAAGAUGGUAAACUGGUAGCAACAAUCAGUAAAGAAUGGUUCACAUUCGGUGGUACUUAUCAUCUUGAUGUUGUUAAGACAGAAGAUCCUGCUUUCGUCAUUGUGAUUACGAUCUGUAUAGACGAAACUAUAAACCAUUAA
Molecule: messenger RNA, 564 nt
Organism: Didymodactylos carnosus
Lineage: Eukaryota; Metazoa; Rotifera; Eurotatoria; Philodinida; Philodinidae
Source: the annotation of a GenBank genome assembly